Sceloporus undulatus (fence lizard) is the source of this 5281-nucleotide messenger RNA. Its product is annotated as peripheral-type benzodiazepine receptor-associated protein 1-like. The record is from RefSeq and is a predicted model, not a curated record. NCBI's taxonomy places the organism in Eukaryota, Metazoa, Chordata, Lepidosauria, Squamata, Phrynosomatidae. Gene Ontology annotation, molecular function: protein binding. The transcript has 2 exons. Gene Ontology annotation, biological process: neuromuscular synaptic transmission. Bases 1 to 5220 code for a protein of 1739 amino acids.
AUGACUAGAGACAGUCCCGCCUCAGGCGGAGGCAGUGGCGGUGGCGGGCCUUCUCCUCCUUUGGGUACGUCCCACUCAUCCCCUCGCAGCAGGGCCUCGUCCCAACCCAACAGUGGAGGAGGAGGAGGAGUUGGAAGUGGCCAGCCACCAUCUUCCUCCUCAUGUUCCCACGAGGACCACCGCCGUGAGCUGGAGGCGCUCCGUUCAGAGCUGGAGGCCGAGCGCCUCCGCUCUCAGGAGAACCGCCGCCGCUUCUCCCUGGAGGCCCGUGAGCUGCGCGAGACAGCCGAGCGAGAGCGUCAGCGCCUGUCUGACCAGCUCCGCUCCAAGUGGGAGCAGCAGCGGGCCCGUGAGCUCCACCAGAUGAAGGAGGAAGGGAUGAGAGAGCGUGAGGCUGAGAUCCGGCAGCUCCUCCGCUGGAAGGAGGCUGAGCUCAGGGAGGCCCAGGAGCUGCUCCAGAGGGAGAGGGACUCCGCCAUGCGACACGCGCGUGAACUCCAACGCCAGUUGGCCGAGGAGUUAGUCAACCGAGGAGGAGGCCCAAAAAGUGGAGGAGGAGGCCCAGGGCCUGGCCUGAGCAGCGAAGGUCGCGCCAAGCUCCAAGAAGUCCUGGGCAAGCUCCGCUGGGAGGUCGACAGCGAGCAGGCCAUCCGUAUUCGCCACCUCAAAGCCGAGCUGGAGCUGGAGAGGAGCCUCUUCCUCAAGUACAUCCUCCAGCGCUUCGAAGGGGACCAGGCCUCGACACUGGGGGGCCCUCAGAGAGCCACCAACAAACAGGCCUCUUCUAACAGUAGCGGCCCCAAACCAGCCAAGCGUAGGCCUCGGUCCCUGGAGAGCCUGGUGGCUGCCUGUUGCGCAGCUUCUAAAUCCCGCUCUGUGGACAGCAACCUGAACCACCAGUGCCAGUCCCCUGAAGAGCAACAACAGCAGGAGGCCUUGCUCCUCCAGCAAGAAGAGAACAACGUGGAGAGCAAGGCCGACUGCUCCCAGAAGCAGCAGUUGGUGCCUGGGAAUGCUUUGGACAAAGAGGCGCUCUUGGAGGACUCGGCUAAACAGGAUGAGUCUGAGGACGCACCCCCAGAAGGGAAAGUUAAUGUCUUAAGGCCUUUGGAUGUUGCUAAGGAUCAGCCACAGCAGGAGCUCCAGACCCCGGAGUGGCUGUCAGGCAGCAAUUAUGACCGGCUGAUGAGGCAGAACGCAGACCUCUUGGAAGCUCUGGCAGGUCUGGAGCAAAGGUGCACCCAUCUCAAGGAGGAGAACAGCCUGCUGAGGAAAAGCAGCUUCCCUGAAAUGAAGGACAAAGUGAAGCGGCUGAAGAGGAAGAACGCUGAGCUGGCAAGCAUCGCCAAGAGGCUGGAGGAAAGGGCCAAGAGACUCCAAGAAUCCAGCCUCAGAAUCGGCCAUGGCCCAAUCCCCUUGGCCAUGAGUUGCUCGGAUAUGGACCUGUACAAGACUUCCUUUGCUCGGCAGCGGGCCAAAGACCUGAGUGAGCAAGCUGGUGUCCUGUUUACUAAAGACAAACAGUUGGACGCCUUACAGAGAGAAUGUUGGGAGCUGCAUGCCAAACUGUCUGCAAGCAAGGAGAGCAGCUCUUUGCUCAACAUCUAUGAUUUUGAUCGCUUGCUGAGAGAAUCUCAGAGAGAAAUCCUGCGAUUACAGAGACAGAUUAUGCUUAAGAAUCUGAGGGAAUCUCUCCAGCAGUCUAAAGUGAGUUCAGAUUAUACUGGUAACAUACAGGAAAUACCGUUAGAGACACAUUUGCAGGACACAUCUUUUCCAAAGCAGGUAUCACAAGCAGAGAAUACAUUUGUAAAAAACACAGAAUUGGAAUUGCAGCCAGCUGGAAAUGGCACUCAGAACGAUGGAAACAGCCUUUUACAAACAGAUUCAGAUAGUGUAUAUCACUUACAAGUAUUAAAAGAGAAGCUUUCUGAAAAAAGCAAACAGUGUGAAACUCUUGAACACGAAAUGGAGGAAAAGCAAAAGAGAUAUGACGAUCUGGAAUUGCAGCUUAAAGAAGUAUUGAAGGAAAAUGUCAGGAUUACUGAGGAAAACUCUCAACUCCAAAAGAAGAAUGAAUGGAUAGAGAAGAUUGAAAAUGAAAAUGCUGAAAUCAAGAUGAAAUUGAUUCAGGCAACUGAUGAUCGCAAUUCUGCUGUCCAGUCAACUAAGGGACUUGAAAGCAAAGUGGAGAAUUUAGAACAGGUAAUUAACAACUUGAAAGAGAUAGCGGAAAGACGACAACAGUUAGCAUCCAAACAUGAGGAAACCUUAUUAGUGCUACAGAAGAAAGAGGAAGAAAUACGUCAGCUCCAGAAAAUCCAAACAGAAACAAAAAGAGAAAAUGAAGAAGCAGUACAACUACUUCAACAUCAAGUAAAAGAAUUAGAAAACCAAUGUCAUAGUCAGACUAAACACUUUGAUCUUUUGGCUCAAGAACUGCAGAAUAAGAAAUCUGGAUCUCUGAAAGCAGAGUUAUUUCAUGCAAUUUACAGUUCUACAUCCAUAAUCUGCCAAGAAAAAUGGAACGACGAUAGCUGUCACAAUUUCCACCAUGGUAAGAACAUAAAUGAUAAAGACUCCGCUUCUAUAGAUUGUACUGGUCUGCCACAAACAGCUAAAGAGCUAGAAUCACACUCAGACUCAUCUGAAUCUGAUUCCAAGCAGAAUAACUCUAAAUCCUCUUUUAAUCAAGAGGAAGAUAUAGUAGGUGAAGCAGAAGAACUGGAGACAGAUACGGUUUCUAUAAACUUUGAGCAGGAAAACCCAGGCCCUGCAAAACUUCGCGUCUUUUUAGCACGAUACAGCUAUGAUCCUUUUGAUGGCCCUAACAAGAAUCCUGAGGCAGAGCUUCCCCUCACAGCUGGAGAGUAUGUUUAUAUCUGUGGGGACAUGGAUGAAGAUGGCUUCUAUGAAGGGGAGCUGAUGGAUGGCAGAAGAGGCAUGGUACCUUCAAAUUUGGUAGAAGAAGUUUCGGGUAAUGACCUAAUAAGUUUUGUUCCUUCAGAGGCAACUGACAUAUCUUAUCGUUGCUGUCAUGAAAUUGGUUGCCCCUGCCAAAAUGCUAGCAGUGAAGAAAAGAGUGACAGCCCUGACGAAGACGUGUGUGUUAAUCUCUUGUCCAACGGACUGGGAAGAGGACCGUGUGGUGACCAGACAGCCGUGCCUUAUCCCCAGAAUCUGACUCUUAUCAGACAGUCUGCUAAAUCCAUUGUCAUAGGCUGGGAUCCUCCCCCUAUACUAGACAACUGUGGGGAAGUGCAUAGCUAUAACAUCUAUAUAAAUGGAGAUUUAUGCUGCAAUGUGAAGCCCAGCAGCCAGAUGAAAGCUGUGAUUGAGAACCUGGACCUAAAGUCUCGUUCCUAUCGGAUUUCAGUGCAAAGUGUGACGGACAAAGGAAAUUCCGAUAAGUUCCAAUGUACUUUCCUUAUAGGAAAUAGUUUCCAUAUUUCACCGACCCACUUGGAGAUUCGGGACUACACUGCAACAUCUGCAGAAAUCACUUGGUUGCCAAGUAAUAGCAACUAUAAUCAUACAAUAUAUCUUAAUGAAAAGGAAUAUGAUAUAACAAAGGCAGGGAUCUAUUGGUAUACUUUCCGGAACUUAAAACCCAAUAACCAGUACAAUAUAAAAGUAGAAACUCGGGCUCCUCAUGAAGAGCUGUUUCCUCGAGGCCACUUGGAACAGAAAUCGAGCGUAAUUACAUUUACUACCCUGUUAGCAGGGCCACCUAACGCUCCCCUGGAUGUCCAAGUUCAGCCCAGUUCUUCUGCAGGGUUUCUCAUUAUUAGCUGGCUACCAGUAACAAUUGACAAAGUGGGAUCAUCCAACGGGGUAAAAGUCACUGGCUAUGCUAUUUAUAUAAAUGGAAAGAAAGUAACACAAGUUAUGUCGCCAACGGCUGGAAGUGUUUCAUUAGCGGCAUCUCAGCUCCUUAUGUUUCACGGAUCCUGGAAGGUUUCUGUAAGAACGCUGUCCCCCUUCGGAGAGUCUGUGGAUUCUGUUCCUGCUUUAAUUCCACCGGUUUUAUUGCACAUACCUCAUUCUCUAUUGUCAAAACCUGUUCCCUGCCUCCAGGCUCCCGAGUCUGAAGAUGGACCUUUUUACUCCCACCUGCCCAGUGCAGAUAACAAUUUCACAAUUCACUUUACUUCUAACUGCAAAGAGCCAGACACUGCCAUACCAGGGAACAUUACUCAGAAUCAGGGAUCCUCUUCCGUGCGGUCAACUUCUCACCGUGCAAGAAGUGGAGAUAAGGGUUAUUCCAACCCACCUACCUCUCUUUGGAAGCAGUCUUCAGAACACGUUUUCCCUGCAUUGGGAUGUGGGGAAUCGGCCAAUUCUGUCAAAGCAGCAUCGCACGUAUUCGCUGAAGACACUCAGAAGGAAUGGUCAGAAGAAAAUUUGCAUGGUAGAAACCCCACGUUUAAAAGCCAACCAGACAGCAAAAAGAUCCGUGUUUAUCCCGUCACCCAGUUUAGCAAUAUGACAGCAAACGAUUCACCUUUGCAACAUUAUCCUGAAAAUUCUGGCGCAGGUUCCUGGAGUCCUGAGUCCGGUGUAUUUUCAAAAGAGUUUAUACCAAAGAAGGGUCUCUUUAAGAAGAAACCCAUUAAACAAAGGAAGCAGUUAUGCAAAGAACUCUCUAACCUGAAGGUUUCUAAAAUUGAAAUGGAGCAAGUAUCAAGAGCUGAAAGUUGGAAGUCUCUUCUCGGUGACCACAAUUAUAGUUCUGAUCUCUCAGACAUAGAGAAAGAGGAGAAGGAUAGAGUGAAGUAUGAUGGUCAAGGAACUGAGAGGCUGCAAGAGAGGCCAACAUCUCUGAUAGAACUGACAAAAGAAGACAUUAUAACCCUCGCUUUGAGAAAGAGCCAAACCACGUCUUCAGUGCCUAAUUCAAGCACUCAAAGAAGCUUAAUUUUUGGAGAUACAUUUAACGAUGACUCAGAAAGAUUGUUUGUAGCACUCUUUGACUAUGAUCCUGUAAUAACGUCUCCUAAUUCUGAGGCAGCUAGAGAGGAAUUAUCCUUUAAAGAGGGACAGAUUCUAAAAGUUAUUGGAGACAAAGAUGACAAGGGUUUUUACAGAGGCGAAUGUGAAGAAAAACAAGGCUAUAUUCCUUGUCACUUGGUGUCUGAAAUUUACAUUGAGAGUAAGGAAGUGAAGAAACACCUGCUAAAGAAAAGAUACAUUAUGGAUGAAAACUUAGAAACAGGUUAGAUCUUCUCGAUGGCGGACUGCUGCUCUGUGGAUCAAAGCCAUAAUAAAAGACCGAUUUGGG